CCCCCGGUAAGAAGAACAUCAUUGAAUCCGCCUCCGGAAUCUAAUAUCACAUGGGAAGAAUAUUUGGCAGCGCCAGCAGGACAAAGCCCAUUGCUGGGAAGAAGUCUUGUGUACAAAGAGAGCAGCAAGUCAUUCAAAGCGACAGUCGCAAUGAGUCCAGACUUUCCGCUGACAGUCGACAUGUUACUCAAUGUAUUGGAAGUCAUCGCACCGUUCAAGCACUUUAGCAAAUUAAGACAAUUCGUUCUGAUGAAACUACCACCUGGUUUCCCGGUGAAGAUCGACAUCCCUAUUCUACCUACUGUCACGGCCAAGAUAACCUUUCAAGAGUUUGCAUUUAGGAACGACAUCGAUCCAGAGCUGUUCCAAGUGCCAUCGGACUAUUUUGAAGACCCCAUGCGAGGUUACGGUGCAUAUAUGACAAUGAUGCAGGUUCUACAUACUACGUCGUCUGUUUGAAGAUAAGAAACACAACAAAUAAAGCAUUUUAUUACUUAUUGUUUAAAUAAUAUCUAUUGCUUAACAGGUAUUCAAGUUUUAUGAAAUUGACACCAUCGCUUUGUAAAACUUAAAAUUAAAAUCGACAUUUAAUCAUAAUGUAUAAUUUAUCGUAGCAGUACUUUAUACAUAGUACGUUGUACUUUAUUUUCGUUUGAGUAAUCCGAAUUAUAUUUGUGUUGAAAUAAAUAACGGAAACUGGCAUAAA
Molecule: messenger RNA, 706 nt
Organism: Orussus abietinus
Lineage: Eukaryota; Metazoa; Arthropoda; Insecta; Hymenoptera; Orussidae
Product: ankyrin repeat domain-containing protein 13C-like
Cellular component (GO): cytoplasm
Molecular function (GO): protein binding
Source: RefSeq, a predicted model, not a curated record